This is a messenger RNA of Daucus carota subsp. sativus, 1763 nucleotides long. Its product is annotated as 1-acyl-sn-glycerol-3-phosphate acyltransferase BAT2, chloroplastic. Bases 188 to 1300 code for a protein of 370 amino acids. The record is from RefSeq and is a predicted model, not a curated record. Gene Ontology annotation, cellular component: membrane. Gene Ontology annotation, biological process: phosphatidic acid biosynthetic process. Gene Ontology annotation, molecular function: 1-acylglycerol-3-phosphate O-acyltransferase activity. Lineage: Eukaryota; Viridiplantae; Streptophyta; Magnoliopsida; Apiales; Apiaceae. The transcript is spliced from 8 exons.
GUACUUGUUUCUCUUCAUUCAUCUCAAAGGACACCGAGCGAGAGAGAGGAGAGAGAUUAUCCGAAGUAGAAAAAUUUCGAGAGAGAGAGAGAGAUUAUAGAUACAGAUAAAAACACCGCUAGUGUGUGCGUUUGUGUGUGCCCAAGGGGGAGAUAAAAGAAUUGGAUACACACACUGUAUAUGAUAUAUGAAAUACAAAUACUCCAUGGAGCUAUCAUAUCAACCCCAGUUCAGUCGUUUUGUGUUCGACCCCUCCACUCCCUCUGCACCUCGCAAGAGUGGAGCAAGGUGUUUUCCAUCAACUUCAUCGCUUUUUAAGCCGUUCUCUGCUGGUACAGGAACUCUCAAGAAUAUUGCUCAGGCAAAAGGGAGCCUGUCAAAAACAUCAGACAGUCUUCCAGUUGGUUAUUUUCGCAGUAAAGGAAACUAUUCUUCUGCAUCUUGGUGCACCUUCUAUUCAACUGUAAAGCAUAAUUGGUCACAUGAUCAUAAUCAGAAUAGAGUGCCAAGGUAUAUCGUUGCCAGAUCAGAAAUUGCUGGAACUGGGUAUCCUGAUGCUGCUCAUCAAUUACCAGAGCUUCAGUUGGUCUCUAAAGUUAAAGGAAUCUGCUUCUAUGCUGUAACUGCUUCUGUUGCCAUUAUUCUGUUUAUGCUGAUGUUGGUAGCACAUCCCUUUGUGCUCUUGUUUGAUCGGUAUAGGAGGAAAGCCCAUCACCAGAUUGCCAGAAUGUGGGCCAUUUUGGCUGUUGCCCCAUUUAUAAAGGUUGAAGUUGAGGGAUUAGAUAAUUUACCCUCAUCUGAUACUCCUGCUGUGUAUGUGUCCAACCAUCAGAGUUUUCUGGACAUAUAUACUCUUCUCACUCUUGGUAGAAGCUUUAAGUUCAUUAGCAAAACAUCAAUUUUCCUUUUUCCUAUUAUUGGAUGGGCCAUGUUUCUAUUAGGUGCUAUUCCUUUAAAGCGCAUGGACAGCAGAAGCCAAUUGCAAACGCUCAAACGAUGCAUGGAUCUUGUAAAGAAAGGGGGAUCUGUUUUCUACUUUCCAGAGGGUACUCGGAGUAAAGAUGGAAAAUUGGGGCCUUUUAAGAAAGGUGCAUUCAGUAUUGCUUCAAAAUGUGGAGUCGCGGUGGUUCCAAUCACUCUUAUUGGAACGGGAAAGAUAAUGCCCGUGGGAAUGGAGAGUAGGUUAUAUCCUGGGUCGAUCAAAGUUGUUAUUCAGAAACCCAUAUACGGAAAUAAUACAGAAGCAUUAUGCAACGAGGCUAGAAAUAUAAUUGCAGAAACACUGGUCAAUGACGGAUGAGGGUUACAUUUAAAACCUUCUUUUUGUCCAAAAUGAUUAGUUGCUGUAGGUCGAGAGCUUUGAAGUUAGAUGAAAGAUGUGGUGUUACAAUUAUAUACCUCAACUAACUAGAAGGAAAUUCUUGCCCUGCGGCUUUUAACAUUAGUCGUUUGAGAUCAACUUGACCCUUAAUGCUCUGGCGAAACUGAGACUUAGUUUCUUGUUUCAUUAUUCUUGCUUAGCAUGAUACAGAAGACCUGCUGCUUUUUAUUACCUGUAUAUCUCUAAAUCACCAGUAAUCAUCUAAAUCAGUAAUGGAUCUUUCUCAAGGAUGUAUCCUGUAUGGUGGGUGAUAGAGUCUGUAGUGCCAUAAUAGCAUCUGAUUUAUUGUAGCUGUCAUGUAAAAUUAUUAAGGUCAGAGAUGUUUUUUGUGUUUUCACAAAAAAUUUGUUUCGUAGAUGAAUGAAGAUAUUUGUCGAAGAUU